Messenger RNA from Struthio camelus australis, 9263 nucleotides. It is a transcript of the gene POPDC2, whose product is annotated as popeye domain cAMP effector 2. The record is from RefSeq and is a predicted model, not a curated record. Gene Ontology annotation, molecular function: cAMP binding. Gene Ontology annotation, biological process: striated muscle cell differentiation; heart development; skeletal muscle tissue development. Lineage: Eukaryota; Metazoa; Chordata; Aves; Struthioniformes; Struthionidae. Gene Ontology annotation, cellular component: sarcolemma.
CCAAAAGGUGCUUCAGGAAUUCUUUACUACAGCUAAAGCUUCUAUACCCAAGAGGUCACUUCUUACCAGACACCUCCACAGGAACUGAUGCAGAUAUAUAAUUGAAGUGACCACAACAACUUUGGCUCUCAACGCACAUUACCAUUUUGGGUUUUCCACUCUUAUCCUCAGUAAUGCAGGCUUUGAUAUGUGUGAGUUAUGAUUUUAUUCUCUUCCUGCCUUCCUCUCUCCUUCUCCUUGUCCUGUGCUCUCACUAAUAUCAAGAAUCAGAGGGCACGACUAAAAAUGCUAAUAAACAGGAAAUCCUACUCUGGAAUAUACUGCAUGCAAUCUUAAAUACUGCAGUUACUGAUAACUGCUGUUCUUUUCUAGGUAAGACAUGUUCUGGAAGAUAUCACAUGAAACACUUUCUUUGUCCUACUGAGUUGUUAAUGUGGUGUUUCAGACUAUCUUAUAGCUCAGGAUUGCCCAAACUGAGGAGUGAAAUUAGUAAGGUUUUUUUGUCACUUCUUUGUUGCCUCAGAAGAUUUUGGAUAGUACAGAAAGGAGAGAGAAACUAUGACCUGGGGCCGUGUGCAGAAACGGGAUCCGAAAGAAGGCAAAGGAAGAGCUGGAAGGCGUUUUACAAACUAUGCUGAGGCUGGGCUGUGAAGUGGUGCACCCUCUUAUUCAGGUGCAGCAGAUCAUAUCUGGCAAUAACCUUACUGCAACUUGCUUUUCAGAAUUCUUCCCUUAAUGUAAUUCAACAGUUCAGGUGCUUUGCUUUUUGUCUUGUAUAUCUUAUGUAAAUUAUCUUUCUGGUAAGCGUUCCCAAUCUUGAUAUUACAACCCCUUCGUCAGUGCAGGUAUAGUGCUUUGUUAGCCUUUUAUAUUAAAUGUCAGCUUAUCCUAGAAAGAGAUUCCAUGAUAAUAUUGACUUUCCAGACACCUAAAUAUAGACAAAUUAUUGUUGGGACUACCUAGCAAGUAAAUCACAAAGGUAGAACUCUGCUCCCAAGCUUUUUAUUGUAGUGCUUUGGGCAUAAGAUCGUCCUUCCCUCUUUGCAGAGAAGACCAAGAGAAAUAAAGUAGUUUUCCAUUUCCCCAUAGCCCUUGCAGCUUGUCCUGCUUGAGUGAUAGGUGUGAUUCCCUCACUUAAAUGAGGGAUCACUGAACACAAGGUUCCCGCUUUCAUUGCAGCCUUAGCAGAAAGCAUACUUCUGACUGAGUUGUACUCACAAAGCUUUUAAUUUGUGUUAUUUCUUUACCAUAUGGCAAUCUAUCAAGAUGGCACAGCCUUCAAAGCUCUUUAUUAGAGUAGUACUAUUCAGUGUUCCAUAUGGACUAAUCAUUGCAGAGAUAGGCUGUAUCAUCCAAGGCCAUGACUAAUUUUUUUAUGGUUGCCUUGAAAUGUUACUUUAGCCUCUUUCAGUAGAUAGUGCUAUUCCGGAGCACUAUUGGUAGAAGAGCUGAUUGUGUUAUCUUUAAGUGAAUGGUGCCAAUGGAAUGGUAUGUGAGGCAGGGCAGCUGCAAAUUCAUCCUGAAACACAACCAGUCUUGAAAUCCUAUCUCUACUCCACUGACCCAUGCAGGCUGACUUCAUACUGUUGACGGACCACGCAGGUUGCGUCAAUGCCUGAAAUGUAACUACUUCCAGGCAGUUGGGCAGAUUCUGCCUUUAUGACUGAUGGCGUUUUACUAGAAGCAGGAGAGGAGUUACUGUGCUUUGCUGUUCUGUGGCAGGCCCUGUGAGAAUUGAGGAGAAUGUGCUGGAUCCUUGGAUCGAGGUGAAAUGUGGGUGCUGACUGCCAACAUCAUUAUCUAGCACUCCUCUCUCUGUCUUUUCACAAUAAAAGAGCCUAGCAAAAACCUAUGAUGUUAGUGAUGGCCUAUUUCUCCUGCUCUCUGUAUGGUGCAUUGCAUUUGCUUUUUUUUUUUUUUUUUUGAGGUCUUUUAUUAGAGCUUUCUGGAUUGAUUGGGAAACGUACUGCAGCCUUGGAGUAGUUGGUAGAGAGGCAGUUCUGUGCACCUGUGCACGCCUUUUCUAUGGCUGGCUGUGGAGGACUGAACUCAGUGGGUCCUUCUUGUACCUUUAUUCCACGUUAGCUGAUACAGAGAUGUUUGAUUUUCUCUUCAUGCUAAAUGAAGACCCAAGGUGUUUCUAAAUAGCUAUUAAAAAAAAGUGACACUGUAUUUCCCAAGGAGUUAACUUUCUGCCAACAUUAAGUAGCACCAGCCCAGGCUGGGUUUCUCAGCACUACCAGAAUCACUGGUUUUUGUUUUAAGAGAGAUGGGAAUACAAGACCUGCUCGAAGUCUCCCAUCCCUGCCCAGUAUCCUUUCUCCUGUGUAUGGGAUAAAAGUGGAGCUCCUCCAGAACCUGUUGUCCAUGGGAUAAGAGAUUCCUCCCUUGACGAGAAUUUCCCAGCAAAGCACACUUUCAAGUGUUAUGCUCUCAGACUUUCAGGCAGGAUAGUGUCGUCUUCGUGACAGACGCAGUUGAGUCCUAAGGGCUCAUUUCCUUUAGCUUUGUCCCUUACACUCACAAGUGUGGUCCCAUGUGUAAUUUUACUUUGUGUCCCGUGGUCUAAAAUGCCCCACAAGAUGGAGCUGCCACCAUCUCUGUAGGGGGGCUGUGCUACACAGCCUAUCAUUGGAAAAUAUUUCCCAAGAAUCAAUCUCCCUUCUUUUGCUAAGUUCCUGCCAUUACUACUAGUUAACAGUUCAAGAGGGAGAUUACCUUUUUCCUUUUUUUGUGCUGGAUGAAAGGCACUCUUCUGCAAGAGCGAAGAACAGUGUAUAACCCCAUGUGUGGUUAAAGUCCACAGCAAGAAAUUAGCUGUUUUCCUUUCUCCUCUUUGUACUGUGCUGGGCUUAUCUGGGUGUCUGAGUUAUGUUAAGUAGCGGGUGCAUGCCUGCCCUCUGUUCUCCUCACUGCUUUUGCUCCUUGGAUUUCAAUUCCAAACAUGGUUAUCCAGUUGGGGUCUCUCCACUUUCCGUUGCCAAGUGAUAUACAUUCCAAAUUCAACACAAGCUCCCUCUGCUCUGCUCCCCUCCCCGCCCUGCUGCUCUCUCACAGUCUCUGUUUUCACUGCCAGAGGGCUGGAGAGAGAGACGGUGCAACAAGAUCUCUACCCAGUCCUCUCCUCUAUGAGUUUUCCAGCUAAUGGCCUCCAUGCUUUCUUUGACUGAGCUCUUUGGUCUUGUAUUUGCCAGCUCCGUUCGGUACUGGCGAAGGCUAGUGUAGGGGCCAGCCGCCAGUUUGUGAGCUGCAAAGAGGAAAAGGAAGCCUUUUGGGAUUUGUCAGAAGUGAAAAACAUUCAGAGGCACUUUACUGUGUCGCUCUGAAGCACGCUGCUGUGGGACCGGCCGGCCAGCGCUCAAGAGAAGGAGGAGGAACAGCUACCCGGAGGCUCUGGUUUCAGAUCUCUGCAGGCUUUCUGUAUGACAAUUCAUUUGUAAAGCAGGAAGGACAGGGAGGGUGGGGAGCGGGGAAGGAUGAGUGGAAGCAGCCUCUCCUGGGACCAGGCCAUUCUCCAGCCCCCUGUGUGCGAUGCCUGGAAGGAGCACAUGGAGGGAGCAGCCUACCAGCUGGCCAGUUGCAUUGUCCUCCUGGGGUACAUGGGGGGAAGUGGCAUCUUUGGCUCCCUCUAUAUCUUUGGCCUACUGGCCCCAGGCUACUUCUGCUAUGCUCUGUGGGGCUGGCUGAGUGCCUGUGGGCUGGAUAUCUUCAUCUGGAACAUGCUGCUUGUCCUAGUCUGCUUGCUUCAGCUGGCUCACCUGGCUUACCGGCUCCGCAAAGACAUCAUCCCAGAAGAGUUUGACCUUCUCUACAAGACCAUGUACCUGCCCUUGCAGGUGCCUCUGGAAGUCUACAAAGAAGUUGUGAAGUGCUGUGAAGAACAAGUCCAGUCAUUAGUCAGAGACCAGAAUUACGCAGUGGAGGGCAAGACGCCCAUUGACCGCCUCUCCUUGCUGCUGUCUGGCAGAAUCCGAGUGAGCCAGGAUGGACAAUUCCUACAUUAUAUAUUUCCAUAUCAGUUCUUGGACUCUCCAGAAUGGGAGUCACUACGACCCUCUGAGGAAGGAACUUUCCAGGUCACGCUGACAGCUGAGACCGACUGCAGUUUCGUCACCUGGCCAAGGAAGAAGCUGUAUCUCCUCUUGAGGAAGGACCGCUAUAUUGCCCGCCUCUUCUCAUCGCACCUUGGCUAUGACAUCUCGGAGAAGCUGUACUCCCUCAACGAGAAGCUCUUUGCCAAGUUUGGCCUUCGCUUUGAUAUCCGCUUGCCCAGCCUCUACCAUGUCCUGGGACCAGCCUCCUCAGAGGCGGAGGGGGAGCUGGAGGAGUGUGGGGAGCUGCCAGCUCAACCUUCACCUGACUGUAUCCAGACCAGCAUCUCUGAGCCUCCUCCGCAGCCACCACUGCCUCCGCCUGCUCCACACCCCAGGGCCUCCCGGCCUGAUAGUGACCUGCUGGGUGAGGACUCUACCAGUCUUGUCUUGGAAGAUUUUGCUGAGUUGCCAGGGUCUUUUAUGGACUAUGUGAGCGAAGGGGAGUAUAUGAAGUGAGGGCACUCCUAGCACGGGCACGCGUCACCCUGUGUGGGAUUCCCGUGUAAGUACUCGCUUGCAGAAGCAAGUUCUUCCAUCUCCGCCUGGGCCUUCACAAUGCAACUGUGCAAAGCUUAGCGCUAACUGCCUGGAAGAGAUGAGGCCUAACACCCCCCAGUGUCUGGCCUUAUUUGCCAUAGAUUUGAUUCUUUGCAAACCUGAAAAAAUGACAGAAGUUCAGGUGGCUUCCUUUAGGUCCUGCAGGGCCGAGGUACAUACAGUGAGGUGCCUGACAACCCCAGAAGGAAAUUGAAAGCAGGUGACUUGUAGGCCUUAUCAGUUCCCUGCUGGGUAGUUUCCUGCCACAGAAUAGUUUAACUAGCACAGGACACUGUCUAUGGGUAUAGAGAUGGGUCUAUAAUUAGGUAUCAACCCUGCCCCUCCUUUUUUUUUUUUUUUUUCUUUCAUGGAAAUCACCCAAAAUAACCUCAGGAUUACCAGAUGUACAUACUUGGUCAUAAUUAUGCUAGCAAGGUUUGUGUCACUGCUGUGAGGGUUGCUGUGCUGCAGCAUUUUUCAUUUGCUUCCACAAAGAAUCCCAGGAGAUGUGCUGGAUCUGUGUGAUUUUUCUUCAGGAAGAGUAUGGUAAAGACUUAAUUCCAGGCAUCAGUCAAAUAGUAGGGUGGAAGAAGGACAGGUAACUUGACGAAAGGCAACUAUUCCCUGCCAUGUCUUCUCUCCGUGUCUCUGGGGACGAAAAGGAGCCAUAACAGUGUCCAGACUGGUGGGUGGUAUAUGAGCGCCCACAGAGACAGCACCGGGUUCAGCCUGGCUUGCUGUGAGGUGGAGCUGAGCCUGGAGAUACUCCAGUAUUGAACCAAGGAAGACUGUUGUAGACAACAGAGCAGACAACCCAGGUGAGGCUGAUGUUGAUUAACAGUUGCGGCCGCUGUACUUCUUGCAAGUGCACUAUCUGAGCAGCACAGAGAGAGCUCAGGGUCCUUCCUCCCCCUGCCCAUGAUGGCAGACAACAGCACUUGCUCCGUCCUCCUUGUUUCUUUUGAGUUUUGGCUCAGCCAAAUCAGUAAGGCAUUGACAAGACUGCCCUGCGUGGAAUAGCUGUUAUUUCCAGUGACCCUGCGUGGGCUGACGAGUGUUGUUUUAACAUGUCCCAUGCUCCCCUGUGCAAGUCCACAGAGAAAGUACUGCAGAAAUGUUCUCCCUGUCUUCUGGUGAGUGGGAAUAACAUGCUCUCUUCUAAAAUGCCAGCUCUUACUCUGCAAGGGAAAAAUUUCUGGGCCUGGUUGGGGCAGAUGAGCAAUACAGGCGAACAGAAAUAGAUGGCAGGGUGACUCGUGCUUGAAAUUCUGAUUCAAAUGGCCAAGAGUUAAAUUCCAUGCUGAGCUACUUUUAGCCAGCUGCUGCACACCAGCUGCUGCAUGCCAGCUGCAGUCCUGAACGUGCAUUUCUGUUGCUGUCCUCUGAUAGCUGCUUUCUGGCAUCCAGUGGCCAGACACCGAGCCUGGGCCUAGGAUUUCUGUCCAGGAAGUGACCACUGCACCAUGGCCAGUGGGUGGGUCUCCCUUGCAUUCUGCAGGCCCCCAUUGCUUCUUGAUAGGCAGUCCCUGCACGGGAGAGCUGAGAUUGUCCCCCAGCAGGGAUCCUUGAAUACUGUGCACCCCAGCACCCUGGCCUUCCCUGCACUAAGCUGAGGCUGCUGCUGAGUGGGCUUAAGAAGUGGGGAGAGGGCCCAAAGCUGUACUGCAACUGCUUGGGUCAUGGCCUCACUGGAGGGCAACAUGAAACAGGAGACACUGACUCCUAGCAUAAGCCCUGACAAGUCUGCAGGAAUCUUCCCUGCUCUGCAGGCUUCGCUGCUCUAACAGCAAGGGGACUGUCCCUCCUAGGGGGGGGUCUGAAUGAAAAGGAUCUUUGGAUCAGAUAGCAGUUGCUAUAUGCAAUAGGCCUCUGGUGGGAGAGGACUUGUUGUCUGUUUCCUCAGUUAUUGUUCUUAGCUUUUGAAAACGAAUUGGAAGAUCUUCGUGUUUUGUACCGUUCUGCUUUGCGCUGAGUCACACCUGUUCCUGUACUGCUUCCAUGCCUCCAAACUUUAAAUCUGGGAUAUGAAAGAACGGGCUAGAAAAGAAACAAAUGUAUCUGGUUUUCCCUGACUUGGAUGAAAGGCUAGCCAGAGGUGUUUGUUUUGGGGAGUUUGUUUUUGUUUUUGUAAUGAAAGGCAGAGAAGGAGGGGGAACACAAGGAUUAUUCCUCCUUUGUUUUCUAGCUUCGAAGUCCUAGGAAUGUCAUGUCUGACCAGUCCCUGUUUUGCUGGUAGACUGCUUAGAGAUACAGAUUUGCAGCUUUCUCAGUCCUUACUUGGAGAGGAAGGAACACUGAAUCAUUUAUGAGACAGCCAUCCUCUUAACUGUCAGGCAUUUGUGUUGAACAGAUGCAAUCAAAAAUAAACACAGUGAGUGUUUUAAAUGAAGUAAAGUCACUUUGCCUAGACUUUGCUUGUAUGUGGUCUUCUCAGCAGAAGGGAUGUCCGUUCUCAGGUCAUUGGCAGAGUUCUCCUGGUUGCCCAAGCUCAACAAAAUCAGAAUUUCAAAUGAAAUUAAAAAGGGUGGGGGGAGAAGGAGGCAGAGAACACUAUAGCUUUUUUAAAUCAAACCUUUCAGCUUCCCCUUUUUGCAUCACACUGUACUGUGAAGUACUGUGAACAUACAUGCAAGAGGUGUAUUUGUGUGAGCGUGUGUGUAUUGGACAAAGCUUGUGGGACACAAUACAAAACUAUUCUUUCUUUCACACAGUCCCUUUAAAACUUGCUGGUAGCUUUUGUCUUUCUAGAGCUUGUGAAUGAAGCAGCAUCAACGUAUGCUGAUAUUUGGAGUGAAGACCUGCAAUGCAAGGCCAAAUGUUUCAGAGGCGGGCAUUUUGGGUGGGAGCGGGGCUGACCUUUUCUUGUCGAUCAGUAUUCAGACAAUAGCCUAGUGUGGUAUUUUAAUUUCUAAGGUACUUAGACAAGGAAAUGCAAACUGUUGAGCGUGGCGCUGUAGCAGAAGGUCAUUUCGUUGUUAUUCUGCUCACCUCUUAGGUAUUCCUAGGCAUGUCACCUCCCAGUAGCACAGCAUCAAUUGCCUCCAACAGUAAGUCAGUGUUAGGACAGUAUUUCAUAGUGACCUGAGCUUCUACUGACACAAAUUAGUGACAAAAAGCAGCUGCAGUUCUCUGUUCUGGCCAAGUGCUCACCACAGCUCAACAGAUAAUCUUAGUAGGCCAGCCAUGGCCCAGGGAAAGCAGUUUCAUAACCUGUCUUUUAGGAGUGACGAAAACAUUAAUAGUGAACGGGGAUAUUCCCUUCAGUCCCGUUGUUCAAAGUGAGACAUACCUGCGGUCCCCGAAGUCAGAGCUUCCCUGGGGCUUUCCCCUGUUCUCUGCUCACAGCUGCUUCCCCAGCAGCUUCUAACCCAGGAAAUUACUUUCUGCCUCUCUAAAUUCCCCUUGCUGAAGUGUUUUGAUGCAUCACAUUCCUUUUUGUUAUCUGUUGCUGCAAUAGCCACCUUGCUAUGCCAUAGUGCAGGAAAAAAUUCUGAAUGUCCAGUGCUGUACAGAUCAUGAAGACCAAGACGUGUUCUUAGGAGAUAUAGUGGCCUACUGCAUUUAUCACCUAAUUCCUUGAAAGAGUUUCUAGUCUGGUGAAGAAUAAGAUGAUAGACUGUGAUAUCCUACUGAUGAGCACCUUGUUUUUCUGAGGAGAGCUGUUUCAGUAACUUACAGGCUGCAUCUGUUAAAAUAGAUUCAAAGAUUUUGUUCAAAACUUGCUUUGACAGUGUACUGCAAUAUAAUUCAAUACUCCCUAGCAAAUUAAGCUUUAUUUCUUGAAUAGGCACUCAAACAACCAAAAGCCACCUGCGUUUUCCCCCUUCCAUAUAGCAUUUGCUCUAGUUUAUUGCUAUAGGAUGCUUGCCAGAUGCGAAACUGCUGCUGUACAGUUACAUCUGUGGGUUGGCUUUCUAUUUGGCGGGCGCAAUGUAAGGAUCAACCCCCAGUGCUUGGUGGCCUGUAGCUUGUUAUCUGAACUAGUAAGAACUGCUCUGAGAGCAAAAGCAAAGGAAUUGUGGCCUUGGUGUCACUAGUAUCAGUGAGAGGUUUGCUUUUGCUGUCUCAGGAUGGGUGUAUAGCCCCAGUUUCUAAUUUAUAACAUAUGUGGAAGAAUGAUACAAUUUUGCAUACUAACUUAAGAGAGGAGGGGAGAAGGACAGGUAACAGUGGGAUCCGUGAGGCUUGUGUCGUGGAAAAAGUUUGGAAGAUAGGUAGGAAUUAUUGCUAUGAUAAUAAUGGUGGUCUCUCUCUCUUUUUCUCUCUCUGUCCCUCUUUUUCCUUCCUCUCCACCGCUUUCCUUCUGCAGCCUCUGGAAACCUUCCUGGGAGUUACCCUCAUCCUCUCUUCAAAGGACGAGCCCCUCUGGCUCCCACUCAGACCCCUGAACUCUAGGGAACAGCAGGCUGUUUGGCUCUCAAAGCCCCUCUGGGGGGGUGUACGCUCACAUAUGUUUCUGACCACAUAGACGCACUCUAGCGUGCACAGAAACGUCUGCCCACGGACGUGUACGCUUGGGAGCACGUGAAGCACACGUGUGAGACUGCAGUGUGACACUCCAGCACCUCCCACCCCAUGGUCUGUUCACCAGAGCUGCCUGCCUCAAUGCAUUUCCCUGUUUUGUUUUCUAGU